This is a messenger RNA of Periophthalmus magnuspinnatus, 3954 nucleotides long. Its product is annotated as neurabin-2-like. Gene Ontology annotation, molecular function: actin filament binding. Lineage: Eukaryota; Metazoa; Chordata; Actinopteri; Gobiiformes; Gobiidae. Bases 259 to 3894 code for a protein of 1211 amino acids. Gene Ontology annotation, biological process: neuron projection development; actin filament organization; calcium-mediated signaling. The record is from RefSeq and is a predicted model, not a curated record. The transcript has 18 exons. Gene Ontology annotation, cellular component: cytoplasm; dendrite; postsynaptic density.
GUGGCUGUUCAGUGCAAACUUGGCUGUGUUGAUGUUUCUGGAUUUGGCAAUUUUGUUGAUUCUUAAUUUCUGAAUCCUCAUGUCAAUGUAAGAAUAUUGAAAGACUGGUACACCACUAAACCCAGAACUUUAUGCCCAGCAGUCAUCUGAGCAUGGAGUAGCAUUUUAAGUUACCAGCUGUCUCCUCAAGUGUUUUAUUUGCAGCAAUUAACCAGCUUCUAACAGUAACAUUUAGUGACUUUUUCAAAGAUAUCCCAAAUGAUGAGGACUGACUGCAAAGGCCGGAGUGCCUCCCCUCACCGAAAAACCUAUAAUUCCGACUUCCAUGCCAUCAAGUGCUCAUUUGACUCUGGGAUCACAUUAAAGUCUGGGGCUCAGCAGUCCAGCGUGCACCCAAGCCGUCAACCACCCAGCCUGUCAGACCCAAUCAUGUCUCAAACAAGCAACAACCCAGUAAGCAGAGGGCGGGUUGGCAGCACUAGGGGAGCCAAAAUUAGUCAAAACAUCUUUCUACAAAUGGAUAAUCAACAGCUUAAACCAGAUGGACAAAAUGCAGGAUGCACACCAGCACUUUCACCCCAAAAACCAACCUCACCUUUUCCCUCAACCCGGCGUUCAUUUGUCAGUUCUUCAUCUGUCCUGAGCACUGCCACGAGCCUCUCCACUCCUGAUUCCUUUCUACAAGAGAAGAGCAGAUCAGAAGAAAUAAAGGAUAUUGACAGGGCAGCUCUGGCACAGAAGUUCAGUGUGACACGCAAGCUAUUUGAGACAAAACUAAUGGCAGUGCCCGUUGGUGGUUCAAACAGCAUUAGGAGGAGCAGGGGGAAGGAGGAAGUCGAUUACCCCAGAGACUGUGACUGCUCGUGGGACAAGGAUAAAGACAUGAAGCUUCCGGAGAUGGAUGGUUUAGAUAAAGACAAAUUCAUAAACCUUCCCAUCGUAAAUAUUUCUUCAGCUCAGCCUUCUGUGCAGGUCUCUAUGGCAGGCCAGCAUAAAUCUCCCAGAGCCAGUGAUCCAGAUGAAGAUUCAGUCACCCCUCUUAUCUGGCCUGGCCCACCUGUUCAACCUGCAAUGUCACAUAUUAAUAAAAUAACACAAGGGGACCAUUAUGAAGGUGAAAAAGUGCAUUUAGACCCAGAUUUGACAAGUGAGGAACCGGUGAGGGCUGAGCUUGUUGACCUAAAGAAUGGGUCCUCUGAAAGUGACGGAGAGACAGACAAUAAAACAGAGGAAGGCUGGCAGGAGACAUCUGUGAGUUACAUGGCACCUUGUAUAGUGGAAGAUUUGGUGGAUGAUGUUUUUGAAGAACUUAACCUACAAAAGCUCAAACAAAAUGAGUUCACUGAAGACGUGUUAUAUAAAACAGAGGAUGAAAAUGGCAGUGUAGACUUGUAUGAGCAGGAGAGCACAAAAUGGGAGGGGCAAGGUGGAGAAGAGUCCCUUAAACCUGCAAACAUGUCUGGAGUAAUAAGCGACUCCGUGACAGAGGAGAGAGCGGGGAUGCAAGUAGAAGUUGUUGACCAAGAGUUGUGCAGUUUGGAGAAAGGUGAAUUUGACGAAAAGUAUGAUGAAAGUGUGGUGAGUGAAGACAGAAGUGCGAGCAGAGUGCAGGGAGUGGAGAAGAGGUGUAGCACUGAGGAGGGAAUAGGGGAAGAAGAGGAGAGGGUGGGAUGUGUAAACUCUGGUGGGGUCAAGAAUGAAGCUUCUAUGAAUGUCCAAGACCCAAAAGAAGACCAGUGCCCGAAUGAGCAGUCUGUUCUGGAAUAUGAGGAAAUCCCAGGAAUCCCUGAAUUUGGGUCUAGUGCUGAAGAACAGACUCCAGAUGGAAAACGGAAGGUCAAGUUCUCUACAGCACCCAUCAAAGUUUUCAGCACUUACUCAAAUGCUGAGUAUGACAGACACAACGAUGACAUUGACCCAGUGUCUGCCUCCGCGGAGUAUGAGCUGGAAAAGCGUGUGGAAAAGAUGGAUGUUUUUCCUGUGGAGAUCGAAAAAGGAGAAGAGGGUUUGGGAAUUAGCAUCAUAGGAAUGGGUGUAGGUGCUGAUCAAGGACUGGAGAAGCUUGGAAUCUUUGUCAAAUCUGUCACUGAAGGUGGUGCAACAAAGAAAGAUGGAAGGAUUCAAGUGAAUGACCAGAUUGUGGAAGUGGAUGGUGUCAGUUUAGUUGGAGUCUCCCAGCUGUUUGCUGCCACUGUUUUGAAGAAUACGUCAGGCCUGGUCAAGUUUUUGAUUGGUCGUGAGAAGGAAGGUGUGGAGAGCGAGGUGGCAAGGCUAAUUAAUGAAAGCCUAGAGAUGGAGAAAUCUCCUCAUACUGGGCAGAGAUGCUGUGAAUAUGAAGAUGAUGAAAGCUACACUGAAUAUAACUCUCUGGAUGACAAUGAUGAUGAGGAAGAUGAUGUGUCACAGCUUUCUGGCCUGGAUAACCACCAACUAUACCUCAAAUACCAGCAGCUCCAGGUUAAACUCCGAAUCAGAACAGACCAACUACGGAGCACUCGAGAAAAGUUGCGCACACUGGAGGAGCAGCAGGCUAGUUGGCAGAACCAGAAAGCAGAGCUUGAACAGAAAAUAGAAGAUGAAGAAGAGAAGGCUGGCAAACUGGAGAAGUAUUGGCAGGAGGCUCAGACACUUUGCAGAGUUAUCAGCCAGAGAUUGGCAGAUGCCCAGAGCCAAUCAGAAAACCUGGAGAUCAAAUACAGCAAGGCCAAAAGACUGCUCCGGGAAUAUCAGAGCAGAGUGGAGGAGGCGGAAAACAGGGAAGCAGAACUGAGGAGGGAGUUGGAGCAGAAACAGGAGCAGCACCAAGAGCUGAUGGAAAAACUGUCCAUUCAGCAAAAAGCAAGAGAAUCUUUAUCUGGAAGGAGCAACAACAUGUCAGAAACAGAUGGUCAAUGGUAUAGUUUGGUCCCUGAUACAGGACUCCUAGACUGCAGUGCUCACAUCGCCAAGGCUCAACUGGCCCAGAAAUCUAAGCGCCACCCACCCUCCCGGGACAAACUGAGGGAGAGCUUCCGACGACAGGAAGUAGCACAACAAAAAUCAGUGGAUACGCAGUCACUGCCUGCUCCGACUGCACUACAGCGAGCCAGCAGAAGUGACCUAUCCAGCACAUCCUCUUUCUCCACCCACAGCCCUCAGCUGCCCUCUAUCUCUGUGUCCACACCUCCCAUUUACAUCACUGACACCAGCUCACCUCUCAAGUCCUCCUCCUCUAGAAAGUCCAAGAGGAAGUUCCCCAAUUUCAGUCGUCUUCGCAAGUCUCUCAACAAAAGACAGAGUGCAAAAAAGAGUAGAAAAUCCAUGGCAAGCAGGAGUUCUUGUGGCGACUUGGCAGAGCCUAUUGGGAUCUCUCCAACAGCCUCGGUCUCCUCUAUGCCUUCAUGUUUGCCCUUCCCCUGGUUUGGGGAUAAAAGCUCGGAGAAGGAAGAGGAUCAGGAGAAAAACAAUGAGAGGCUUAGGUCCUUGUCCAGCAGCAGCCUGCCGUAUCUGACCACUGGAAGAAGAGACCAGACUUUGGAUGAUGACUUGAUUCCUACCAAUAACAACAACCAAUGGCAAAGUCUCCCAGUGACUGAAUGGAGCAGUCAGCAGGUGUGUCGGUGGCUCGUGGGGAUGAGUAUGGAACAGUAUGCAGCAGAGUUUUCUGCCAAAGGUGUGAACGGGGAGCAGCUUCUCAACAUGGAUACUGAUAAACUGAAGGCUCUGGGUGUGUGCAAUCACAACGACCGCUCAUGUUUGAAGAAGAAGCUCAAGGACAUGAGGAAACGUGAGGAAAAGGAGCAGCGAGAGAGAGACAAGAGGCUCAGGGAGGUGAGGGACACAGACGCGACAGAGGACAAGAAAUCUCACAGGGAAUACAAGAGAGGGACCAUCCGGACUGAGUCACUGUUGUAAAUCAAAUGCCUUUGCCACCUGUGUGAGGGUCUAAAAUGCCACUUGAAAUGUACCGAUUUU